This is a messenger RNA of Toxoplasma gondii ME49, 1862 nucleotides long. RefSeq lists its product as hypothetical. The transcript is spliced from 7 exons. The record is from RefSeq and is a predicted model, not a curated record. Lineage: Eukaryota; Apicomplexa; Conoidasida; Eucoccidiorida; Sarcocystidae. Bases 549 to 1217 code for a protein of 222 amino acids.
CGGUUUUUCUCUGUUUCGAGGAAUCAUGCGAUUCCAUUUCCCUCUUCGGCGUCUCUCUCUGCCUCCUAAGAAAAUGUCGUCUCCGUUUUUUCACCCCCAUUCCACCGGCAGAUCUUGAGUCUGCUCUUGAGCUCUUCUCCGCGUCACUCUUUGUGUGUUUCGCAUCUCUCCUUCGUGUCUCGGAUUUUUCUCCUUUCCACAGACCUUUUUCGUCACACCAUUUCUCCAAUCCUCCCUCGAGUCUUCAGUCUUUCUUCUCCUCUUUUCUUCCUCCCUCUCUGUCCAACUCCCUCCUCUUCACCGCCGUCUUUUUCAGCGUUUCUCUCGCAGCUUUCGCCCCCGUCGCCGCCUGUUUCUCUCUUCCUCAACCUCCCUUACUUGCUCUCUGUCUUCCCCCUCGAGUCUUCAGUCCAUCUCCUCUCCUCUUUCUUCUCUUUCUUUUCUCCUCGUCUUUCUUCUCACUGUUCUUCCCUCUGUUGUUCUCCCCCGUGUCGCUCGUCUCUUUCUAAUCAUUUUUCUACGCGAGUUCCACUCCCCAGCGGGUCUACAUGGCAGCCUUUCUUUUGCGUCUUCUGCGGUCUCUUGAAAAGUGGACAAUUCUCCAAGACCAGGCCGGAGCCUCUGUGAACGAGGCUCUCAAUCUCCUCGUUGACCGCCAAUUUCUGCUAGGAGACUUUCUCGUCACGCUGCAGACGGAUGCGUCUGCUAGAGAGAAGAUCCUUUUCGGCCACAAGCAGCGAGAAGACGCUGUGCAUCAGCAGGUUCUCCGCCAUCACCGCGACUUGGCGCUUACGCAUGCAGAAAUUGCAGAGUGUGCCCGGCAGUUAGUCGCCGCUUCCAAGGGCGCGUCCCGGAAGCCAUCUUCUGCGGUCAGUCGAAGUUCUCAGUUUCCUUCUGCAAGUUCAGGACAAAGCAGUCAAGGGAAAAGAGCCUCCGCCCGUGGUACGGCGCCGCUUUCUCCUGCGCCGGAGACUCUCUUCCUCGAAGAAAUCGGCGCUUUUGCGGCAGAGGUGGAGGAGGCCUACAGGCUUCAACUGGACCUGCAGAAUCGCCUCAUCGCCGUCUAUAGAGAGAGACUGUCGCCGUUCGAUCGCGACGAGAUGCAGCGAAUUCUUGCGGUGUGGAUGGACAGGCCCUGCGAAUGGAGUGUCGCGCGCGGAGGUCGCAGACAGACGAUUCUGCGCGAGUUGAAGAAACACUUGCGGCUUCCUAUUUGACAGAAGAGCGAGGGCGUCUGUCAGAUGAACGAGGCGAGGAUGACGAAGACAGAAGAACGCUUGUUCCCUCUAGCUGUUUCCGAAAGACUUGCAGAGGCGAAACAUUGACGAGCAUGCCUGUUGUCAAAGAGGCGUCGGUGUAUACGUGUAUGUUUUUAUCAACUCAUGUAUAUGUGUGUGUGGAAAUGGAGAAAACGAGGAAGAGAUUUCUAGAAGUAUAAAUAAAACUAGUAUUUUUCAGGUUGUGGGUUCACAGAACGGAGUACGGGUGAGCUUCUUUCGACCGUCCUGUAAAGUGAGAGGGCCGUGGGAAGUCGGGCCGUCUGUUGAGGUGUCUUGGAUUUAGGCAAGUGAGACGCGACAACCUUUUCGUAGGCCAAACAACUUGGCGAAGAAGCUCGGGAUCUCAAGCGCCUUUUAUGGACGCAUGCGUUGACCACGGAGUCCCCUCGUGCGUACAAACCGGUGGAAGAACUUCCUCGUGGAACAGCCGCAAAGCCGCUGUUGAGACAUCGGGUGUCUGUCCACUGCGGCAUGGACUGACGCAUGCACUGAAAACCACAACUUUAGCCUGAAAAGUCGUCCGUCACGAGAGACGUUCUUGGCAUCUGAAAAAAGGAUCGCUCUGCUUCGGAAGGGCCGCGG